Molecule: messenger RNA, 2834 nt
Organism: Solanum dulcamara
Lineage: Eukaryota; Viridiplantae; Streptophyta; Magnoliopsida; Solanales; Solanaceae
Product: scarecrow-like protein 14
Exons: 3
Coding region: 208-2394 (728 amino acids)
Biological process (GO): regulation of DNA-templated transcription
Cellular component (GO): nucleus
Molecular function (GO): sequence-specific DNA binding; DNA-binding transcription factor activity
Source: RefSeq, a predicted model, not a curated record
ACUCAAUACCCUUCUUUGUGUUUUUCUUUUUUUUCCAUUUGUUGUGCCUUCUUCUUCUUUGAUCAGAAUUUCAGGAUUGGUGAACAGUUCAACUACAAGAGUCUAAUCUACGUAAUUUUAUAUUGCAUUUUUGCUGGAGGUUAUUUUCAAGCUUGAGCCCGUGACCUCCGAUAACAUGACAACAACUUUAUCGAUUAGUUGGAUAUCAUGGGGCAAUAUGAGGCAGAAUCUGCAAUUAAAUUAGAGGAUGAAGCUUGUUCAUUUUUCCCUGAUCCGAAUUUGAUUAAUAAUCUCAGAGUUAGUGAUAAUUUAGUCAACAGGAAUGUUGAUAUUAGUCCAUUUCAAUCUGAUGUCGGACCAAAUACUUUAGUCCCAUCAACUGCAGAUAACUUCCAUGAGGAUUAUGAUUUCAGUGAUGGGGUGCUUAAGUAUAUAAAUCAGAUGCUUAUGGAGGAGGAUAUUGAAGAGAAGACUUGCAUGUUUCAAGAAUCUGCAGCUCUUCAAGCUGCAGAAAGAUCGUUUUACGAAGUUAUUGGAGAGAAGUACCCUUCUUCCGCAAAUCAUGAGAAACCAUCCAGUUUAGGUCAGAAUGAACAUCAUGAUAUGGACCUUAGAAAUGAUGAUCGUGAUGGUUUACUAUGCCCGAAUUUGAUUCUUGAUCUCGAUGAGGAUGAUGUGUCACAUGUGCCUCAUGUUCCUGAUGGUGUUGCUUCACAUUCAACUUCUCGGUCAUCCCACAGUUUGUCAGGCACUUUCACGGAUGUGCCUGUGGAUUCUCCUGUGAGCACACUUAGGAUUCCUGACAUAUUUAGUGACGGAGAGUCUGUUAUGCAGUUUGAGAAAGGGGUGGAGGAGGCAAGUAAGUUCCUUCCUACGGGCAAUAGCUUGCUUGCUGAUGUGAGGUAUAGUGUAGUGGGAAAGGAGCUGCAGUAUGAAGAGAUAAAAGAUGCAGUAGUAAAGGUUGAGAAGUACAAGGAAAAGCAAUCUCCUGAAAGGUCGAGAGGGAAGAAAAAUACCCUUCAUGAAGAUAUAGUAGAUUUAACGGAAGGAAGAAAUAACAAGCAGUCUGCAGUGUUUUCUGAAUCAACUGUUCGAUCGGAAAUGUUUGAUAGGGUGCUGCUAUGCAGCGAAGGGAAAAAUGAAUCCGCUCUUCGUGAAACCUUGCAGGCUAUAUCAAGGCAAAACGCAUCAGAGAAUGGCCCUUCAAAGGGAUCUAACGGUAAGAAGUUACAACGAAAGAAAAAAGUGGGUAAAAGAGAUGUAGUAGACUUGAGAACACUCCUGACACUUUGUGCAGAAGCUGUUACUGGAGGUAAUCAACGGACAGCAAAUGAGCUUCUGAAGCAGAUCAGGCAAAGUUCUUCUCCUACGGGGGAUGGGAUGCAGAGGCUGGCCCAUUAUUUUACUGAUGGUCUUGAGGCACGGGUGGCUGGUUCCGGUACUCAUAUUUAUAAAGCCCUUAUUACACAGCCUGUAUCAGCAACUGAUUUCUUGAAAGGGUACUACCUACUACUUGCUGCCUGCCCGUUCAGGACUAUCUCUAACUUUUUCUCAAAUAAGACAAUUAUGAAUCUAGCUGAAAAGGCUUCAACAGUACAUAUUAUAGAUAUUGGCAUUUUGUGGGGUUUCCAAUGGCCUGGCCUCAUACAACUUCUCUCUUCUAGACCAGGUGGACCUCCCAAGCUUCGUAUAACUGGGAUUGAUUUUCCAAAUCCCGGUUUCCGACCAGCAGAAAGGGUUGAGGAAACUGGGAGGCGGUUAGCUAAUUAUGCUGAGAGCUUUAAAGUUCCUUUUGAGUUCAAUGCUAUAGCGCAAAAGUGGGAAACAAUUAAACUCAAGGAUCUUAAGAUCAAUAAGGGUGAGGUUCUUGUGGUAAACUGUCUGUUCCGUUUUAGGAAUCUACUUGAUGAGACGGUGGUGGUGAAUAGUCCAAGAGAUGUUUUUCUGAAUCUUAUCAGGAGGUUGAAUCCAGAUGUUUUCAUACAAGGGAUUAUAAAUGGUGCUUACCAUUCCCCAUUCUUUAUCUCACGAUUCCGCGAAGCUCUUUUUCACUACUCAUCCUGGUUUGAUAUGCUUGAAACAAUUAUUCCCCGUGAAGUGCACGAGAGAAUGCUGGUUGAAAAGAAUAUACUUGGUCAGGAAGCAAUGAAUGUCAUAGCAUGCGAAGGUGCUGAGAGAAUUGAGAGGCCAGAAACAUACAAGCAGUGGCAAGUCAGAAUUCAGAAGGCUGGUUUUCGUCAGCUUCCUUUGGAUGAGGAGAUCAUAAGAAUAACAACAGAACGAUACAAGGUGUAUGACAAGAAUUUCAUGAUUGACGUAGAUAGUGAAUGGCUACUGCAGGGAUGGAAGGGUCGUAUAGCAAAUGGCCUUUCAACAUGGAAGGCAGUUUAUUAAAUUUGUUCUGGUUCCAGGUUCCACAUUCAUCAUCCAUGAUAUCCCUCUGCCCCUUGUAAACAAUGAACUCAUGAACGAUAUUCACUUUUCUAAGUGCUAGUUAUUCAUCCAUCUACCCAUGCUCCGCAAACUAAUUUUGUCAUUUUUCUAUACCGUGAAGGCUAUGUUCAUGACUCUGCUUUACUUAUGUUUGCUGCCUUCGUUCCCUAACGCGUUGAGCUGUGGCAUCAACAACAGGAGAGAGGAAUGACGGAAUAAUUUUUGAGCAGCAUUUGUGUCUGGUAUUAUUCAUUUUGCUAGGACAUAACAUUAAAAGUGUUGAGCAAAUAGACGAUAUGUGUAUUGGUUUCUCUUCAUUUAUAUUUUAUAUCAAACAUGUUAGUUAUAUGUAGCAUUUGUAAUGAUUUCUGAAGGUGUUAUAGGUUUAGAUUUCAUGAGUA